AUGGCCCAGAAACCUACCAAGGCUGAUGACAGGACCAUGUCCAGGUUUCUCACAAGCAACAACACAAAGAGCAAAACACAAACAAUAACUUCAGCACCUAAAAGACCUCAUUCGGAGGUGGCAAACUCCAGUGCAGACGAAUUACAAAUGCUCAUGCAUGAGCUGUCUGAAAUAAAAAAUGAGAUAAAAGAUACUAUUAGAAAAGAGGAUUUGGAAAUUACAGUAACAAGGGUGGUUGAAAGACUUCUUAAUAACAUGGCAUCAGAAAUGGAUGCAAAAUUCAUGCAGAAAUUCGACUGUCUAAAAAUGGAAUCCGAGACCCGUGCUGCAAAACUGCAAGACCAGGUGGAUAGUCUUCAGACGGAAAAUGAGCAGUUGAAAGAAGUCAUGAGAAAGAAAGACCAAGAAAUGAAAAAAAUGAAUGAACUGCUAAAACAAAAUGAUUACUACAGCAACCCAGGAAUUGUGGGCUACUAUGAGGAGUUUAUGGACAAACUUUACACCCUGAGUAACAAGAGACUGCCUGUGUGGGCUGUGUCACAUGCAGGGCACGUAAAGAUUCCUAAAGAAUUGGAGAUUCAGGCCUCCAGUCAUGAUCCAUUCAACCUUGAGGGUCAAAUUCAACACAAGAUGGACUUUCUCAGGAACCACGUACCCAAAGAUGUAAACAUAAUUUUGAUUGGUCAUUCCAUAGGCUGUUACAUCAUUCUCCAGCUCAUGAAUAGACUGCCCGAUUUAAACAUACAUCGCGCCAUCAUGCUAUUCCCAACAAUAGAGCGAAUGGCUCUGUCACCUCAGGGACGUAUUGCAACACCAUUCCUACGCUAUUUUCGCUGGAUAGCUCGCGGGGCUGCUUAUUUCCUGUCCUUCCUUCCCCAAAACCUUCAACGAAAGCUGAUAAUUUGGCACCUAGCAGAUGACAACCUUCCAGAAUGUGCAAUCGAAUCUAGUUUGAAUUUAGUGGACCAUUUUUGUCUUGGGAACGUAAUGUACAUGGCCAAUACCGAAAUGAACGAGGUCACUGACCUACAUGUUGAUAUCAUCCGUGCUCACCUGAAGAAACUCACCUUCUAUAUGGGAUUGACGGAUGCAUGGUGCCCUGUGGAGUACUACGAGGGAAUGAAAGAGAGGUUUCCAGAUGGAGACAUUAAAUUGUGCCAAGUUGGCUAUGAGCAUGCCUUUGUUCUCGCAGCUAGUGAGCCAGUCGCUCAGUUAACAUGGAGUUGGUUGGAAAAGGAUGUUUCAGAGAAGAUAAAUGCAGAUUAACAGAGCUAUUCUUUAAUACCAUUGUGGUGGAUGUGUUCAUUGUCUUCUCUGACACAAUCCAUUCCAGGCAUCCUGGGGCUAUUAUGAGGAUUUUUUAACACAUUGAUGCAAAUUUACAGAGAUUUCUACAUUGAUUAAAGAAGUAUUUUGCAACACGGUGACUUGGCUAUCCAGUAAUGCAUCAAAUUCUGUAACAGCAGAAUUAGAAUAAAUUUAUUUUCAGUGUUCACAUUAACAAUGCACUAAAAUAGCAUGAAUUCAUCAUUUACAGAAAAAGAAAUGUUUUUUUAAAUACUUUUAAUAUUUUUUCUUUUUUUGGGAAUUUUAGCCAAAUGAUUUUCUUCAAGAAAAACAACAUUUGCUUCCAAGGUAUUCAUUUAUACUGGAGAUACCAGUACAGUACAUUGUAUUUCUCUGCCAAUGAACUACUAAAAUGUGUUCGUCAGUGUAUCUUAAAGAUUUCCAGCCCUUAGCAAAAUUAAAAGUUUGCCAAACUAUUGCAGCAAAUUUGGUGCAAACUAAAGCGGUUUUCAAGAAAAAUUGGCAUUGCUGCUAAUUUGCAGCAAGUUUGCAAGAAAAAAGAAUAUAUUGAGUUUGCAGCAGGCUUGCAAGAAAGUAUGUAUGUUCUAGCAAACCUGUGGCAAAUUAGCAGCUAAUUUUCCAGAACAUCCAAGUUUGCAGUAACUUUGCAAGAUAUUUGCAAAUUUGCAGCAUAUUUGAGAGAGAGUUUGCGGCAGGGCUGACAUUUUGCUAAGAGAUUACAGACUAUCGAUAAACUAUACAUCUUGAUUUAAGAAGGGUCUUAGCGAGCAAAGGUAACUCUGAUGUCAUAAUCUGAGUGAUAAUACUAAAGGUACUUAAGUCACCUCUCUCUCAAAAUUCACAAUUAUAUACGUGAAUAAAUGAAAUCUAAAAGUUUGGACUUAAUUACUGGUGAAGACUACAGUGCUCAAAGAUAGGAUCUUUCUGUUUUCAUAUAUACCAUAUUUCAUAUAUGUCAAAGUAAAGAGCACUGUGCACUUAAAUACAUCUAUUUACAUCAUAAUUUCUCGAUCUAGGAAUCAUUUUUUUUUUUUUUUUUACUUUAUCAU
This is a messenger RNA of Lingula anatina, 2357 nucleotides long. Its product is annotated as lipid droplet-associated hydrolase-like. Lineage: Eukaryota; Metazoa; Brachiopoda; Lingulata; Lingulida; Lingulidae. The record is from RefSeq and is a predicted model, not a curated record. Gene Ontology annotation, biological process: lipid storage. Gene Ontology annotation, molecular function: lipase activity. Gene Ontology annotation, cellular component: lipid droplet.